AUGGCUGACACAUGCCAGGGCAAUGAGAUCAACAUCCAAGGUCUCUACCUGCACCACACCUGCCUAGGCCCAAACGCCAACCAGGCAGCGGUCAUCGAUGGCAAGUUAGCCGCUAACAACUGGACCGUGUACGAUGGCCCAGGACCUAAUGCAAAGCUUGUUGCACGGGCACAGGGCCUUCACAUUGAUGCUGGCAACUGGCACAAUUCAUUCAGCCUAGUGUUCGAGAAUGGAAGGUUCAGCGGAUCCGCACUACAGGUGAUGGGAAUAGUCGUUGAAUGAGGUGAGUGGGCUAUUGUUGGGGCCGGAGAGUUUGCUAUGGCAACUGUAGUCAUCUACAAAAGGUUUCAUCAACAGAACGACGACGGAAACAUUAUGGAACUUACGAUCAAAGGGUUCUGCCCAGUUCUCAAGGGGAGUCUCAGUUUCAGGGGGAAGAUUGGACCAUGGGGUGGAAAUGGAGGGUCAGCUCAGGACAUCACGGAGCUACCAAAGCGCCUGGAAAGUGUCGCUAUCAUGAGUGGCGACGCUAUUGACUCGAUUAAAUUUUCAUACAUCGACCAAGCUGGCCAGAAGCGCACUGCAGGUCCAUGGGGUGGUUCUGGUGGCUGGCCUCACACGAUCGAGAUUGGCGCCUCUGAGAUUGUGAAGGAAAUCUCAGGAACAAUUGGGAGUUUUGAUGGUGCGACUGUUAUAACUUCAUUUAAACUUGUCACCGACAGCCAGACCUUUGGGCCUUGGGCGAUAGAGAACGGGACUCCAUUCAGGGUACCUGUGCAGAGCGGCAGUGGCAUCGUGGGAUUUUUUGCGCGCGCUGGGAAGUACCUUGAUGCGAUUGGUAUUCAUGUGCAGCAAGUCUGA
Molecule: messenger RNA, 861 nt
Organism: Panicum virgatum (switchgrass)
Lineage: Eukaryota; Viridiplantae; Streptophyta; Magnoliopsida; Poales; Poaceae
Product: agglutinin-like
Molecular function (GO): carbohydrate binding
Source: RefSeq, a predicted model, not a curated record